CGCAGACUAGUUAUGCACUACGCCUCUAUUAUAAAAACCCUCGCGCCUGUAAAGCUUCCAUCAACAACAAGCUCACACUCCUUAAGAUACCACCAAAAUGGCAAGCGGCACUAGGAGAGUUGCUUUGUUAUCUUUACUUUGUCUUCAUGUUUUUGUAGUGAGUGUGGUUGCAAGGAACGUGGUGAGUGUGAAGAACGAGGAGGAAAAGUUUCUAACCAUUCAGAAGGGAGGUGGGUUUGGUGGGGGAGGUGGAUUUGGAGGUGGAGGUGGUGCUGGCGGUGGGUUUGGAGGUGGUGCUGGUGGUGGGUUCGGUAAGGGUGGCGGCAUUGGUGGUGGAAUUGGUAAGGGUGGUGGAGUAGGAGGUGGUGCUGGUGGUGGCUUUGGCAAGGGUGGUGGCUUCGGCAAGGGGGGUGGCAUUGGUGGUGGGAUAGGUAACGGUGGCGGUGUAGGAGGUGGUGCCGGUGGUGGCUUUGGCAAGGGCGGUGGAGUUGGAGGGGGUGCUGGUGGUGGCUUUGGUAAGGGUGGUGGAGUUGGUGGUGGUGCCAGUGGUGGAUUUGGUAAAGGUGGAGGCAUUGGCAAGGGUGGUGGAUUUGGAAAAGGUGGUGGAAUUGGUGGCGGUCAUGGUGGUGGAAUUGGUGGUGGUCAUGGUGGAGGUGUUGGAGGAGGAGCUGGUGGUGGAUUUGGAAAAGGUGGUGGAAUUGGUGGCGGUCAUGGUGGUGGAAUUGGUGGUGGUCAUGGUGGAGGUGUUGGAGGAGGAGCUGGUGGUGGAUUUGGAAAAGGUGGUGGAAUUGGUGGUGGUCAUGGUGGAGGUGUUGGAGGAGGAGCUGGUGGUGGAAUUGGUGGUGGUCAUGGCGGAGGUAUUGGAGGAGGAGCUGGUGGUGGACUUGGUGGCGGUCAUGGUGGUGGUGCUGGAGGAGGAUUCGGCAAAGGUGGUGGAGUUGGUGGUGGGGGUGGUUUUGGAAAAGGCGGCGGCAUUGGAGGAGGGAUUGGUAAAGGUGGAGGAUUUGGUGGCGGCAUUGGAGGUGGAUCUGGUGGUGGUAUCGGUGGAGGAGCAGGUGGGGGUAGUGGAGUUGGUGGAGGAGUUGGUGGAGGAGCAGGUGGAGGUGGUGGAUUUGGUGGAGGAGCAGGUGGAGGUGGUGGAUUUGGUGGAGGAGCAGGUGGAGGUGGUGGAUUCGGUGGUGGUGGCGGCUUUGGUGGAGGAGGCGGUGGUGGGAUUGGACACCACUAAACCUCACAUUGCAUGGAGUCUCAUAUUAAGAAUGAGAUUUUUUUUUUUUUUGGUCAAGAGUGAAACAAAAUAAGAAUGGGAUAUAUUACUAAUUAUUAGCUUCAUGUAUUUCUGUAUCAGUAAUUUAAAAUAUUUUAUAGUUGCACUGGUAAUUACCAAGUCUGUUUAAUAUGCUUAUUCUUGUUUGGAUCACAUUUGGUGAUGCCGAAAUAUAUAUAACAAUAAUAUAGAUUAUUCUUCUUAU
Molecule: messenger RNA, 1472 nt
Organism: Quercus lobata
Lineage: Eukaryota; Viridiplantae; Streptophyta; Magnoliopsida; Fagales; Fagaceae
Product: glycine-rich cell wall structural protein
Exons: 1
Coding region: 98-1228 (376 amino acids)
Source: RefSeq, a predicted model, not a curated record